Messenger RNA from Archocentrus centrarchus (flier cichlid), 5980 nucleotides. RefSeq names its product MCF.2 cell line derived transforming sequence b (gene mcf2b). Gene Ontology annotation, cellular component: cytoplasm. Gene Ontology annotation, molecular function: guanyl-nucleotide exchange factor activity. NCBI's taxonomy places the organism in Eukaryota, Metazoa, Chordata, Actinopteri, Cichliformes, Cichlidae. Gene Ontology annotation, biological process: dendrite development. The coding region runs from base 102 to 3149 and encodes 1015 amino acids. The transcript is spliced from 26 exons. The record is from RefSeq and is a predicted model, not a curated record.
CACUGCAGUGGAGGUUACGGUGCCAUCGCUGCGGCUGCUCGUUCCCGACACCACGUCCCGCUGCAGACUUUAAAGAGCAGAACAAGGGAGCGCUAAAAGCCAUGGCCGAGUCCAACCCGCUACGGGGGUUCCCCCGUCUGCGCCGGGCCGCGACCUCAUUUCCAGGCAAUCUGCAUUUGAUCCUGGUGCUCAACCCCAGCAGUUUAUUAAGCUCUGCCCCCAGUCCAUCAUCAAGCACUGACCUGGGCUUCCGCUUCAGCCAGGAUGACUUUCUGUUGAAGAUGCCGGUGGUGAUGCUGCGUUCAGUUGGUGACCUGCUGCGCUACAUCGAUGAAAAUCACUUGACAACAGACUUCACUGCAAAAGUGCAGUUCUGCCAAAGCGACUGGGUCGUCCUCCGCACAGCCAUUGAAACCUUUGCAGUGACAGUGAAAGAGAUUGCCCAGCUGCUGCAGAGCUUUGGAUCAGAGCUGUCUGACACUGAACUUCCAGAUGAAGCUAAUGCCAUCGAAUUCUUGCUGCAUUCACACACACACCGAUACCGCCAGAUGAAGGAUGAUAUCAGGAGUGUGCUGAAAGAAGGACGUCUCCUUCUGUCAAACCUGGAAACUGUUAAGGCUUCGAAAAGAGACGCAGAGGAUGAGAGGGAAAUACAAGCAGAUAUGCACACUGUUCAGAGGCUCCUGGCACAGCUUGGUGAUAUGGAGGAGGCAUUUGAUGGCUUCUUUGAGAAACACCACUUGAAGCUGCAGCAGUAUCUUCAGCUGCUACACUAUGAAAAUAGCUUCCAGCAGAUGGAGGAGGUCCUGGAGCGGAUUUCUGCCCAGGAGAAGGAGAUUGCCUCUUUGGGAACCACAGUGGUUCAGACAGAACAGCUACUUAGAGACCUGGAUACACUGGACAAACAUGCUCAGGAGGAGAUGGGUCGUGCCCAGGUGUUGAUUCUGCACGGUCACCAGUUGGCUGCCAACCACCACUACGCCCUGGCACUCAUCAUCCAGCGUUGCAAUGAACUGCGACAUCACUGUGAUAUCAUCACCACUGCCAUACGCACCAAGCGGGCCUCGCUCACUCGAACACAAGACCUGCUGAUCCACCUUGAGGAGGCUCUUCGCUGGUGUGACGAGGGAGCAUAUCUGCUGGCCAGUCAGAUGGUGGACAAGUUCCAAACCAGAGAAGGAGCUCAGGAGGCGUUGCAGUAUCUGUGCUGCCACCAGGAGAGGGCGCCAUCUGCACUGAAAAACAGCCAGGACACUCUGAGCUUUGAGUUUCAAGCCAUACUCACCCCGCAGCUGCAGACCCAGAUUUUGAUGGUGACAGAGAAGCUGAACUCAAUGCAGUCCAUGAUCAGAAACAGAGAGCAGUGUCUGAGGAAGCUGGCAGAUGUGCAGAUUCGACCCAUACAGCUGGUGGCCCCUCGGCCAGAACCGGACCAGACUUUACAGCGUUGCAAGUCACCUCUCUUUUCCCCUAAACAUGGUGUAGACUUUAAUGUCCUGAACUCCAAGUUCUCCUUUGAUCUGCUUCCUGGAAAGAGAGCUGCAAGGAGGAACAAUAGCCAGCGUAAGAUUGAGGUGAUGCAUGAUUACCAAGGCAACCGCAGCUGUCUAUAUGGUUCCAACUUUGAAACUGAUUCAGAGGCAGAAGACAACCCAGAGCAGGUCACACGCUGUAUUAUGAAGGAACUGAUAUCUACAGAGAGGAUCUAUGUGGACGAACUGCUCUCCGUCCUUCUGGGCUACAGGGCAGAAAUGGAGGACCCCUCUAUGGCCAAUCUUCUACCUGUAGCUCUGCGCAGCCAGAAGGACGUUCUGUUUGGCAACAUGCCAGAGAUUUACCAGUUCCACAGCAGGAUCUUCCUCCAAGAUCUGCAGAGUUGCCUGGAGACACCAGAGAGCGUGGGGGCUUGCUUUCUGAAAAGGAAAGAGAAGUUCCAGGUGUAUGAGCGUUACUGCCAAAACAAGCCUCGCUCCGAGUUGCUCUGGAGACAGUGUGCCGAUUCGCCCUUCUUUCAGGAGUGCCAGAAGAAGCUUGACCACAAGUUAGGUCUGGACUCUUACCUCUUGAAACCAGUUCAGCGCCUCACUAAGUACCAGCUGCUGCUUAAGGAGCUUUUAAGGCACUGCACAGAGGAGCGAUGCCGCUGUGAACUCCAGGACGCUCUGGGCUCCAUGCUGGAGCUGUUGAAGUCUGUCAAUGACUCCAUGCAUCAAAUCGCCAUCACCGGAUAUCAGGGUGAUCUCAGCCAGCUGGGCCGUGUCGUGAUGCAGGGCAGCUUUAGCGUGUGGAUCAGCCAUAAAAGGGCAGCAGUGCGAAUGAAAGAGCUGGCCAGAUUUAAACCCAUGCAGAGACACCUCUUCCUCUACGAGCACGCCCUGCUCUUCUGCAAGCGCAGAGAUGAAGACAACCACGACAGGACGCCCUUCUACAGCUUCAAAUCCUGCCUCAGAAUGAGUGCAGUGGGUAUCACCGAAAAUGUGAAAGGAGAUGUGAAGAAAUUUGAAAUCUGGUAUAGUGGCAGAGAAGUGGUGUACAUAGUUCAGGCUCCUACGCAGGAGGUCAAAGUUGCCUGGCUGAUGGAGAUUCGAAAAAUUCUCAACAACCAGCAGAAACUACAAGAUGAAGCUUCUCUUCCACUUUCAGACAACCCUCUCUCUGACAGUGCAUCAGAGAUGUGUGUGUCGUGGGGCGACGCGUCGGUGGGAGGCUGCUCAGCGUGUCUCCUUGUUCCUCACAGCUCCUCUGCAACAAGCCACUCCCACAAGGCCAGAGGAGAGGAGUCGAUACACACUAGCCCCGCCCACUCUGAUCCUGUGGUUCAUUCACCUCGACGCAGUUGGCCUGUGAAUGCUCACUCAGUGGCAAUCUGCGAGGGCCUAGAGGACUGGGGUGCUACAGACCUGUCUGCUUUAUCAGACUCAGAGGAGGAGGAUGAGGAUCUGCCUGCCCCGCUGGUGGCAGGCAGGUACAGGGUAAUGGUAGAGAGCACCAUGGCCAGCUCUGAUGACAUCAUCUUUAACUGUGGUGACGUCAUCCAGCUGCUGCAUGAGGAUUCAUCAGGAAUGUGGAUGGUAAAGAAUAUAAGUCGUGGUGAAGAAGGCCGCGUUCUACCUGAGGACCUGCACAGGAUUCUGGGAGAGACAUGCUGAGAGCCAGUCAGCACAGAAGAUGAAUAAACAAGUGUGUGUGUGUGUUUGUCACUCACCCUUUGCCUGAAUAUCCUUCCAUCCAUACGGACUCAUGUAUUCCAUCGACCUUCUGAAAAAAGUGGGCAUCUGAUAUCUGAUUGUUUGUCAGUCAGAAUGAAGCACAACAUCAGCCACAUACUUUCCUCCUCAGACUGUUGUGAGAGUUUUUCCUCAGAAGACUGUAAACUACAGAAAGCACCUCAGAAGACUGGAACAAUGGGAAGCACAUAAAAGCCAUCCUUUCCUCUGCCUUCUCUCGCAGUAAUACAGCAGAUUAUUUGGACUGACGACUUUAAACAGGGGCUUUUAUUUAUAUGUUCAGAGUGGACUUCUUAAUUUCUAUUUUCUUAUGAAAUAUCACAGAACUCAUGGGUAUGCCUACCAACAUAUCAUUACUGUUCAUGUGCCAAAUAGCUAAGCUAACUGUCAUGCAGAAAUGCCCUGGUUAGGCCACCUCUUAGUAGCCAACGUGAACACUCAAUGUCUGCCAGUGGGGUUCAUGUGAUACAAAAAGACAAAAAUACAAAAAGAACAUUGAAGAAAAAAAAAAAGGUGAAAAUAGGGUGUUUUAGUUUUGCAGGUCUCAACUUUCAUACAAAAUUUAGUUGUAGAGAAUCUUGACAUUCAGUGUUCAUGGUGUAGAAGAAAAAAAAUUACUGCAUACCCUUGUUAACAGUUGGCUUAAUUAAAGGGGACCCAUUAUGCUUCUCCUUACUUUCUGCUUAAUUAGUUAGCUGUUACAGUGGUGCACAUUCAUAGUAAGCAUGGCCAGAGUUUCAAAUAAAGAUGUCAGCAUAUGUGCAAGUAAUCCAUGUGAGCUAAAAGCUCUGGCUUCAGAUGGCUCUGAAUGCUCAGUUUCACACAGUUCAUUCUGCUCUUGGCUCUAUGUGACCUCAGUGAGAAUGGAGAGCUCUGAUAUGCACAUAACUCUGGCUGUGAGUGCAGAAGCCCCACCCACCUCUCUGUUUAUGAGGGGCGACUCGUAAAGAGCCAGCUUAAAGUAAUGGAGAAGGGGAUUGGACCAAAGCACAGCCUAGUGUAAGAUAAAUGAUUAUUUUGAACUGUGAAUCGUGCAAAGCUGCUUUAGUAGAGUCCAAGAAUAAAAAAUAUGGAGCUGGAAAUGAGCAUAAUCGGUCCCCUUUGAGACGUGUCAUAGCAGGAAAGGCAGAGGCAUAAAAACAUUAUUAAAAGCUAGUUUGGGAGUUUUAACUUCUAGUGGAGCAGUCCUGUCUCUCGCACAUGUGCGGUAACACACCCAUGUGCAAAUCGCAGUUCUGUCCAUCCUUUUAUAUCAUUCAGUGUGACUGCAAGUGGAAACAAAAUGGCAACUUGUUAGUUGUUAUUGUUGAUGCAAACUAUGUUGUGCAAAUAGUCUAUGAUCAAGUGACUAAAUUCCUGUUUGAUAGAGCUGAAGGAAACCAAAGGCCUUGUUGAAGUCUUUUUCCCGGAGUGUCUCUGAGGACGUGCAAUUUUUGUGAUUAAUACAGAAGAUUAUAAAAACUUUGCUUACUAGAAGCCCCCUCAGUGCACUUUAAAGAACAGAUUUAAUUAGGUUUUGUCUAAAUUCCUCAUCCUUGCUUCUGUACACUGUGGCAUACUGAAACACUGAGACGGACAGAUGUUCUCCUGCUAUGACAAAAUUUUCUGUAUUGAAAAUAAAAGCCGUGGUAAAAGUCUUGGUUGCGGUGUGAGUCACUCUCUAAGAGCAGGAGUUGCCUGAAAACUACUGGGUUGCUGUUAUGCUUUUAUUUAUGGUGAUGAUAUAUUUUUCAAUGAAAGUUAUAUUCUGUGAUAUGCUUAUUUUGAAUUGAUGAUAAUUCAGUAACUUGUCCAUCAAACUAGUCUUAUCACCAUUACUACUGAGAAGCAUUAUGAUUGUUUGCUUGCCGCUGUGCACGGGUAACUCACUUCCUGCAUAUGUCUGUUGCUUGAUUUCCACCUGCACAGAGAAACUAUCCUCAGUGUUCGGUACUAACUGUAAAAUGCAUAAUGUAGAGCUGUCAACUAAUCAUUUACAGCAUAUUGUUAAAAUGUAAUUUGAGGGAAAUCAUUUUGGAAAUGCCUUUCAAGUAUUGUAACUGCCUUGUUUUAAAACUGCCCAGUCCAACCUUGUCUACAUUGUAAAAAAGAAGCCAGAGAGGUGUGUGAAGUGUGCAGAGUGGUCACAAAAACACUGCCACUUAACUGUAAAUGAGCUGAGAGUUCAUCGCUCACUGAUGUGGUGUAAUUACCUGAGUUGCUGGCAGCUUAUUUAGACAUCUACAGCAAACUGUGACUGUGUAAAUGUUAACAAUCUAAAUUUUGGCUUUUUAACAUCAUUCAGUCCUCUAAAUGGCAGCACUUCUUUGGACAGACAGAUGCUGAUACUCUGCUAUCAAGUGAAGAAAUGAAAUUAUUUCCAGAAUAUUUCAAUUUAAUCCUUCCAGUAGCAGUAAAUCCAAGAUUAGCUUGAACACAAAGUAAAGAUUCAUUUUCACAGUAUUUAACACCCACAGUGGGAGCAUUAAAGUUACUUGAUAGUGAGUGCUCGGCCAUCCAAACGAAGUGUGUUCACUGAUCCAUAAUACUAAAUAAAAUUUCUUCACUUUAAAUUGAUUUGAAAUCCACCCACCGCUGACUGCACUGUAGCAUCAGAAGUUAUUAAUGGAUUAGUUCAGUUUGGCUUCAGCGUAUUUCAUACUUUAACUUGGUGUUUGCUGCUUUUGCUUAUUUUCCACUUUAAAAAAACACUCAUAGUAAAAACUUGUAUGAUGAUGAAUUAUGUAUAUUAUUAUUUUCUGAAAAUAUAAACA